GUCCCUCUAAAAGAAACGUUCAACUAAAUCCAGCAGCGUUUUCUCAACAACAGAAUCUCUGCCGAGCACCGAGUGUCGAUAUGUCUGCUGCCAGCUGUCUGCUGACUGAAGAUCAGUUCCUGUGCUCCAUCUGUCUGGAUGUGUUCACUGAUCCAGUCAGCACACCAUGUGGACACAACUUCUGUAAAACCUGCAUCACUCAACACUGGGACAUUAAUGUCCCCUAUCAGUGUCCUAACUGUAAUAAGUUCCACCCCAGACCUGAGCUGCAGGUCAAUACCUUCAUCUCUGAGAUGGCUGAUCAGUUCAGACAGUCAGCUCAACAGAAAGCAAGCAGCAGCAGCUCAGAGCAACACGUCUCCAAACCAGGAGAAGUUCCCUGUGACGUCUGCACAGGAACCAAACUGAAGGCCCUGAAGUCCUGCCUGGUGUGUCUGGUCUCCUACUGUGAGACUCACCUGGAGCCUCAUCUGACGAUGUCAGGUCUGAAAAGACAUCAGCUGAUCGACCCUGUGGAGAACCUGGAAGGCAGGAUGUGUAUGAAGCACGAUAAACCUCUGGAGCUUUUCUGUAAGACCGACCAGAUGUGUGUUUGCAUGCAUUGCACUGUUUUAGACCACAAGAUGCAUGAUGUUGUUCCUCUUAAAGAAGAAUAUGAGGGAAAGAAGGCUGAGCUGGGGAAGACAGAGGCUGAAAUUCAGCAGAUGAUCCACAAGAGACGACUGAAGAUCCAGGAGAUCAAACACUCAGUGAAGCUCAGUGAGGAAGAUGCCGACAGAGAGAUAGCAGACGGUGUUCAGAUCUUCACGGCUCUGAAGGAGUCUGUUGAGAGAAGCCAGGCCGAGCUCAUCAGCACGAUCAAAGAGAAGCAGAGAAAGAGAGAGAAACAGGCCGAAGGCUUCAUCAAAGAGCUGGAACAGGAAAUCUCUGAGCUGAAGAAGAGAAGCACUGAGGUGGAGCAACUCUCACAGUCUGAAGACCACCUCCACUUCCUGCAGAGCUUUGCCUUCCUCAACACUGCUCCAUCCACGAAGGACUGGACGGAAGUCAAAGUCCAUCCACCAAUUAAGGGAACUGUGGAGAGAGCUGUGAAUCAGCUGAAGGGGACGCUCAGUGACCAGAUGAAGAAGCUGCUCACCGAGGCCGAGCUGAAGAGGGUCCAGCAGUCUGCAGUGGAUGUGACUCUCGAUCCCGAUACAGCACAUCCCAACCUCAUCUUGUCUGAUGAUGGAAAACGAGUUCAACAUGGUGAUGUAACAAAGAAUCUCCCAAACAAUCCAGAGAGAUUUGAUACUUGUAAUUUUGUUUUAUCAAAACAGAGUUUCUCUUCAGGAAGAUGUUACUACGAGGUUCAGGUUAAAGGGAAGACUUACUGGAAUUUAGGAGUGGCAAGAGAGUCAGUCAACAGGAAGGGAUACAUCCCACCGAGUCCUCAAAAUGGUUUCUGGACAAUAUGGUUGAAGAAUGAAAAUAACUAUGAAGCUCUUGCCUGCAAUGUGGUCCGUCUCACUCUGAAGUCUCGUCCUGAGAAGGUGGGGGUCUUUGUGGAUUAUGAGGAAGGUCUGGUCUCCUUUUAUGACGUUGAUGCUGCGGUUCUUAUCUACUCCUUUACUGGCUGCUCCUUCACUGAGAAACUCUACGCAUACUUUGGUCCGUGUGAUAACAGCCGUGGUAAAAACUCUGCCCCUCUGGUCAUCUCUCCCGUCAAUCCCACUAAGUAGAACUUUUUUAAUGUAAUAAAUGUAUAUUUACUGUGUAAUCACAUAUGUGGUGUUUUAGGCUUAUUGGCAGACAUCCAUUUAAAAUGUAGCCAAUGACCCCUUUUCUCCAUGUCCACUGACAUUUCUCAGCGUCCACUCUAGUAAUAUUUGUGUGGUCCAGGUAGAUUAACAUAAAAAAUGGUUGUCAUUCACAAGGCUACUUUUACUUUUAUACUUUAAGUACAUUUCCA
This is a messenger RNA of Etheostoma spectabile (orangethroat darter), 1951 nucleotides long. Its product is annotated as E3 ubiquitin-protein ligase TRIM21-like. Gene Ontology annotation, molecular function: zinc ion binding; protein binding. The record is from RefSeq and is a predicted model, not a curated record. Lineage: Eukaryota; Metazoa; Chordata; Actinopteri; Perciformes; Percidae.